Messenger RNA from Bufo bufo (common toad), 2225 nucleotides. RefSeq names its product capping actin protein, gelsolin like (gene CAPG). Gene Ontology annotation, molecular function: actin filament binding; phosphatidylinositol-4,5-bisphosphate binding. Bases 251 to 1189 code for a protein of 312 amino acids. Gene Ontology annotation, cellular component: actin cytoskeleton; cytoplasm. Gene Ontology annotation, biological process: actin polymerization or depolymerization; actin filament severing; barbed-end actin filament capping. The transcript has 10 exons. Lineage: Eukaryota; Metazoa; Chordata; Amphibia; Anura; Bufonidae. The record is from RefSeq and is a predicted model, not a curated record.
UGUGGAUGUAUUCUGUUACCUGUCAGCCAGGAAGGUAAAACCCCCCCCCCCCGCUCUGUUGUACGCUGCAGCUGGCUUGCGUGUUGCCUGAGGCUCUCCCUCAUGAUAUUGAGUCAUACUAUACCCUCCCUCAAAAAAAAACAAAAAACACAAACUUGUCGAAAAAUCAAGCCCUCAAGACUGAACAGGGUGUGGUGAGUGGUAGCUCCGUUGUCAAGAGCAAGGAAAAGAAGCGAAGAGAAGAGUCAAGAUGUACGGAGGUCCCAGUGCAAAGGAUUUGAGAUUUCCCUCAUCGGUUUCUGAACCGGGGCUUCACAUUUUCCGCAUUGAAAAGAUGAAGUUGAUUCCUGUGCCAAGUGAGAGUCAUGGCGUGUUUCACUCUGGAGACACCUACCUCUUAGUCUUUAACUCACCUGAAGGCAACCAAAUCUUCGUCUGGAAUGGAAAUGGAACCUCAGUGGACGAGAGGGCUGCAGGAGCCAUCUACAGUUCUCAGCUCCACAUGCACAUGGGUGAAAAACCUACUCAGAACCGUGAAACACAAGGUCAUGAGAGUGCAGAGUUCAUGUCCUUUUUCCCAAAGGGAGUCACAUAUUUGGAUGGAGGAGUUUCUUCUGGUUUUCAACAAGCACAAAAGGACUCUGCUGCCCCUGCCAACCAUCUCUACCAUGUGAGGGGACGGAAACAAAUACGGGCUACAGAGACCGACUUGACUUGGGAAAGUUUCAAUACUGGAGACUGCUUUAUCCUGGACAUUGGAAAGUUUAUUUAUGUCUGGUCCGGGUCUCAGUCAAACAUGCUGGAGAGAAACCGUGCACGGGAUCUGGCCAAUCAGAUAAGAGAUAUUGAACGCCGUGGAGCUGCAAAGGUUGAAAUUAUACAAGAGGGGGAAGAGCCGGAAGAAAUGAUUCAGAUUUUGGGAAAAAGACCUGAAUCUCUAAAGGAAGGAUGUGCAGAGGAUGACAAGGAAGCAGAUGAAAUACAUACAAGAGGAGCUGUGCUUUAUCAGGUCUCAAAUGCCAGUGGCAAGAUGCAGGUGUCUCGAGUGGCAGAUGGAGCCACCGUCCGUAAAGAGCAGCUAAUAUCUGACGACUGCUUCAUCCUGGACACUGCUGGAAAACUCUACGUUUGGAAAGGUAAAAAAAGCAAACAAAGAAGAGCGGGAGCAAUCACUCGAGAUAGCCAAUGAGUUCCUGUCACUGAUGAAAUAUUCCCCAAGAACUCAGGUCCAAGUAGUGUCUGAAGGCAACGAGUCACCAUUGUUCAAGCAAUUCUUCAGCCACUGGGUGUGAUCUCCAUGUCACCUGGAAGUGUCCAUGCCAAUUCCUACUCGGACAGUAUAAUGUACUUUGGCCCUGCAGUAGCCUUGGUACAUAACUUGUUAUCAAUGUAUUAGUGGUGAUGGAAAAACACAGUGGGGCACAUUUACUAAUGGUUUCCACGAGUAAAAAGCCUGUAUCCAACUGUCUUAUUUUUUUAAGUCUCAUUUACCAACUGAUUUAGUGUCUAUUUUGAGUUCUAUUACAAAUUCUGAGGUUUUCCAACUUUGAGCCUAAUUUCCAUCCUCUUUACAUAGGUGCGCCAGAUUUAGUCAUACAAACAAACACACCACUCCAGGGCUGGCAUAAUUUUCUGGUACAACACAAUUUGCCUACUUUCAUGGAGAUAUGCGCCAAAAUUCAGCUCACUUGCACCUAAUUAGACUAGUUUUAGUGAACAUGAAUCUGUCUUACAGGAAAACGACCACUAGAUGUCAGACUUUAAUAAAUCUUUUUUUUUGUUUUUUUUUGUUUAAGGGAUAAUAAAUGAGGUGCAAAUUGAAGAGAGAAUUUGCCAAUACGCUAUGUUUUUUUUUUUUUGGAAAAAAACAAAAACAAAUUUAGUAAAUGUGCCCCAGAGGCUUCAGUGCCCUGGAAAAGGAGACUACUUAUUCCAUACAUUAAAUAUUGAUUGCCAUCUGCGUGUAUAGUUCAUGGUUAUUCACUUUAACCCAAAUGUGUGGCACACCUACCAGCUGUAGUUACAUUCCUUGUUCACAGUGCAUGAAAGCUGGCACCUGCAUCUGACACUUCACACAUGGCCUCCUCAGCAAUUACAUGCAUGCUUCACUGCCCAGCCUGUGACUUCCUCAUUAGAGGAUGCUACAUAUUAGAUUCUCAUAAUAGACAAUCAUUUUAUAAAGAACCUUUAUUUCAAGAAAUUAAAAACUAUACCACAUUUACUGG